Prunus dulcis (almond) is the source of this 2112-nucleotide messenger RNA. RefSeq lists its product as uncharacterized. Lineage: Eukaryota; Viridiplantae; Streptophyta; Magnoliopsida; Rosales; Rosaceae. Bases 1 to 2112 code for a protein of 703 amino acids. The record is from RefSeq and is a predicted model, not a curated record. The transcript is spliced from 2 exons.
AUGUCCUCCGGAGAUGGUAGCAAGGCUCCCAGUUCUCAAGUCCCUUUGUAUUUAUGGGGAGGCUCCAUAGUGCAUAGCAAGAAGUUUGUGGCCAACUUGCAUCGCGUCACGACUGAUGCUCAGUUCCAAAAGUGGCGAGCUGCUUAUGCGUCUGCCAUUCCAGAUGACGUGCGAGUUAAGCUAUUGAAGUCUCGGAAGGACAACGAGCCUUUGGUGGAUGCGAAUGAUCUUGAUGCUAGGAUCAUCACCUUCCGUCCCUUUUACUUCUCCUUGGGCUUCAAAUUCCCGCUGUCAAAGCUUUUCAAGGAGGUGUUCUGCGCCAUGGGGUGUGCCCCGAGCCAAUGUACUCCAAACGUUUACCGGGCGAUCAUGUGCUUCGAGAAUCUGAGUCGUUUCUUCAUGUUGGAGCUGACGGUGCGAGAGUUCUUUUAUUUUUUCGAAGUGAGGCACUUCGAGCGGUAUGCCCAAGUUCGUGUCUACAAUGCCAAGUUGUUCAACAGUUUUAGUCAAGGAGAUCACGCUUGGCAUGACGAUGUGUUGGAGGUCAGCGGACGGUGGGAAGGCGACGUUGGCGACGGCCCACUCGUUCCUAUCACCUACUGCGAUGUGUGGCUGACUAACUUCUGUCUUCUGCUUGCAAUGAGUGACAUCAGCAAGCAGUUGGAGUUCGGGCCGGAUAUGGCUAAGGUCCGUCGUGCUUUGAACAUCCCUCCAAGGUUUCGCGAGUGGCGCUGGCUGUUGAGUGGGUACCGGGAGGAAGAUGGUGGUUUGCCCCCUGUCGAGGAUGUCGAAAGGUGGAAGCAGAAUGGUCCUGACCUUGAUGAUCUGCUCGCCGGACAGGAAGAAUGUUCUGCUGAAUCUCUCUCUAAGAGAAAAGCUGCCGCCAAAUCUCCGAGAGGUGAAGCUACCUCUCCGCAUGCAAAGGAUAGGUCUCCAUCGAGGAAGAAACCAAGGCCUUCUUCUGCUGAGAAAACACAAGUGGGGUCUACUCCUUCAUCAUCUGCCAGGGUCAAGCAUCUCGUGGGUGCAGACAGCACGAAGGUUGGUGGUAUGCGCGGUAUUCGGGGUGUUCUGCCCGAGUCUCCUGCUGACACGCCCGAAACCCAUGAUAUGUUUCGUGAAGCGGCUCGUGCCCGACCGAGUUCUGCCGAGCGUCAAAGAGAUGCAAACAUUCCUCCUAGAAGUUCGAGUCGUUUGCACCGGUCCAAAGAUGAAGGUCGAAACAGGAAGUCUGCCCGUGAUCCAGAAUCAUUGACUCCUUUGGAGAUGAAGUUGGCGGAGGCUAAGAAGAUGAGAGAGUCAUCUGCCCGGGCUAAGGGCUCUUCCUCCACGUCGGCAGUUGGUCCUAAGGUGAACAAGCCUAGCUCUGUAGGGGAUGCAUGCAUAUCUGAUCUGCUUAAGACGAACUUCUUGUCAAAUCCAUCGUCCUGUGCUGAGUUGGUUGAUCACAUCCGUCAAGCUGGCGAUCUUGGUACUUUCUCGUGCCUUUCCUUGGAAAAACAAAGGGAAGCGUCAUUCCAUUUGAUUCAAAAAGGACUGAUUUUUGCUGCUGAGACUAUUCGGAACUCAUCUGCUGUUGCCCCCUCUUCUGCCCAACUCAGCGAGUUGGAGAAGAAGAAUGCUGAAUUGGCCUGCCAGCUUUCCGUCGAGCAGGCCCGCUAUGAGAAGAAGUUGUCUGAUUUGAGGGCGAUGAUAUCUGGGCUGAAAAGCUCUCUUACCGAGAAGGAUUCCGAGCUCAACUCUUCUGCUGUUGAUUUGGCUAGUCGAAAAGAGGCCUUCUUUCGUCUUGAGCGUAAGAAUGCCGACAUCUCCCUUAGCUAUGACAAGCUCCUUGCUAGAUUUCAUGCCUAUCAUAAGUCUGCUAAAGAAUCCAAGUCUGAAGCCACCAUAGAUGCGUACAAGUUGGGCUACCUGCACUGCGCAGAUGGGAUUGAUUCCUUGUAUGCGAUUGACGAUGUAGACAUCGAGACGCUCCGUCCCAACUCACCCCCUAUAGAAGGGGGAGUUGAGGAGCAGGUAGCCGGAGAGGAUGAUGCAGAGGUCAUGGUACAGGCAGAUGGAGUUGCUGAUGACGUAGCUAGUCAGGCGGAUGCCGAGGAGGCUGCCGCUUAA